Molecule: messenger RNA, 399 nt
Organism: Funneliformis caledonium
Lineage: Eukaryota; Fungi; Glomeromycota; Glomeromycetes; Glomerales; Glomeraceae
Source: the annotation of a GenBank genome assembly
AUGAAACUUGCACCAAUUUUUGCAAUUACUUUGGCGUUUGUCGCUACUGCUCAAGCAGCUCCUGCGAUGCUUUCCAAAAGAUGUUUUGGACAAGAACAUACCCCAAAAGCCGAAGCUACCCUUCAAGAUAUAGAGGAUAUUGCUCAAGGUACCGGAAAGGAAGAACAAGCUGAAAAUUUAUCAGGUGCAAUGUUUAGGGCUCUUUUAGCAAAUGCACCGACUUGCGAUCAACAAGAUAUUGCUAAAACGUAUCGUCAACUUGAACGUAAUAUUCCAAUAGCUGGUCAACGAUCUUUACUCUGUAACAAACAUCCAAGAUACAUAGAAAUUUUUGGAUUGGUUCAAGCUCAAGAUCCUACCGGAAAAAGUAAAGCAAAAGACCCUGAAGACGACAAAUGA